CGGAAAGUCGUCGUGAACGCUGGAUACCACUGGAUGGACCGGAGUUUGGUUGCCGAAAGGUAAACAGAAUAAGACUCGGUCAUAACCGCAGUGCGCCAGGGACACCGCGAGCUAUGUCUAAUAUCAACCUACAACUGUAUGAUGCAAGAUAAUGACACGAAGGACUCGGCCGAUUAUCAUUAUGAAGCGACCGAAACGGUGAGAAACAUUUUGAAGAGGCAACUGCUCACCACUGAUUUGUUCCAACAGACGUUUUUGACCACCAUUCUCUCUGCGUUGGAUAAUCAUACCGUCAACAACAAUAGUGUUAUCAAUACAUGGUUGGACACGCUGCUGGAUUUUAUUGAAUUCUUGCCUGUUGACUGUUUACAAAGAGAGAUUUUACCAUUUGCUAUUGAAAGAAGUGAUCUUUCCAAGCCCGAAUCAUUGCGUUUGAUUAGUUGCAUUUUUGGAUCUCUUGCCCCUAAACUAAACGCACACAUUAUUAAACGUGAAAUAUGGCCAUGCAUCUUAUCACUUUGUCAAGAUGAAAGUGUUCUAGUGAGAAAAACAGUUUGCCAAGAGUUAAGUAAAGUGAGUGCAUUUCUUAAAGACAAUACAGAAAAUUCAAAAGACUGUAUUUUGCUGCCAGCAAUUGUGGAUUUAGCUAAUAAUGCUGAUUAUGGUGUCAAAGUUGCUCUGCUUGAUGUCAUUGUAGACAUAAUACCAUGCUUUCCCAGGGAAAUAAUUGUUACUGUUGUGGUGCCAAUGGUUAAAAAACUAAUUGACACAGAUUUUAAUAAAAGUAAUUUCUUAGUGGUGGCAGUUGCCAAGAAUUUUGGUGUCAUUUGUAAAGCCCUUAAAGAUUAUUUAAGUUUUGAAGAUGUAUCUUGGUUUGUCAAUAAAUAUACUGAUUUACUGAAAACUGAUUGCAAAACUGAGUAUAUUAAUAAUGAUCAUACUAUUUGUGAUAAGCCAUAUUUGACUAUUCAAAAACUCUGUGCUAUCAGUCUAACAGAUAUUAUACUUUUAAGUUCAUCAGACAAAGGUAGUACAACUUUGUUAAUUUAUCUCAUAAAUUAUUUAGUUGAUUUAGUUUCGGAAGAUUAUGUGGAGAUAAGAAUAGCUUUGGUUGAUAUUAUCAAAGAAGUUUUGGUAUCUUUAAAUGAUAAAGUGGUGUUGAUUUCUUCAGUAUUAAUGAAAAUGUUGUCUGAGAGAGAUAUAAAAGUUUUAAAAGUAAUGAUUCCUAAUUUAAGCUUUAUGAUAACGAAAAUGAAAUAUCAAGAACAAGUUUUGAAAUCACUGAUGCACUUAGAAGAAUAUUUAUUUUCCCAGUACAACUGGAGAUUGUAUGCAGAGUUUUUGCACCAGGUAAUGGUUUUACCUACAUGCUAUACAUCUGACCAAGUAUUUUAUGUUGGAAAAGUAAUGCUCAAUCGUUUAGAAUGUGCUAGACAAAAACCAAUUAAAGAAGCUGUUAGCACAUUGCUAUUGACAAUUUUACGGUAUAAUUUAGAUGAUAACCAAAGAACACUACUACGUGAACAUCUCAUUGAUUAUACAGUUCAAAAUCCAAAUUUCUACAAAAGAUCAUUUUACAUAUUUAUUUGUCAAGAAGCUUUGAACAUAUUUUCUACAGCAUAUUUUAAAAAACACUUUUUCUUGCCUUUACUUACGUUAGCAGAUGAUAAGGUUGCAAAUGUUAGAUAUAGCUUAUGUAAUAUAAUGCCCAGUAUAGUAAAUAUAUUUAAGAUGUGGACUGAAAAACCUUUAGUUGAUAAAUUGAUUGAUACUAUAAACAAACUUUUAAUUGAUGGAGAUCGCACUGUCCAAGAACAACGUCCACUUUUAGAAUAUUGCAAUACUACUAUUGGUCACAUAUUAAGGAGUAAGAGAAUGUCUGAGUAUACAGAAACUGAUGAAGAUAUAAUCAAAUUUAAUGAAGAAUCUCGUUUAUUGCUUUUGAAAUCAUCUGAACGUAUUCAAUUGGACAAUGGUGGUGUGUUCUUAAGAAGUUUAAUCGAAGAAAAGAUGUUUUCAAGUCAAAUAGAUGAAUGUUCAAGAUCAUCAAAUGAAGAUGAAAAGGUUACUUUGGGUAGUAAAAAGUCAUUUAUGUUGGAAUCUGAGUUCAUCAAAGACACUGGUGUUUCCAUUAACAAAAUGAUGGAACAUUCGUCAAAAAUACCUACACCUGUACAUCAAACAGUUAUUGAUCCACAAAAUGGAAGAUCAUUAAAAGAACAAAAAGUAUCUCAUCUGCCAGUAAAAAAAGAUAGAACACUCUCACCGGCAUAUCGAUCACAGAAAAGACAUGAAAGUAGUGAACAUGUGGUAACUCGCUCAACAAAUAUUGCCAAAAGAAAUGCUAAUUUUCGUGGAAAAAGACUUAGUGUACCUGUGAUGUCCUGCAUUAAUGUUGAUAUAAAAAAAGAUGCAAAUGGAAACCUUGUAAAAUUUGCUGCAAAAAGACCACAAUCUUGUUAUGUUGAUGGAAAUCAAAUUCUUUUGUCAGAAAUAAAAACUGAAAAAUCGUUGUCUGAUGAAUCAUUAGAUAAAAAUUCCAAAAAUAAACCUUUGAGUCGUCUUCCAAUAAGAAAAUCACAAGGUAAAUAAAAAUAAAAAAUACAGUUUUCCAUUAAGUUAUAAAACGAAACCAAUGAUCUUAUGCCAAAUUUGAAAUAUUUUAACUGUGAUAAAUUCAGUAUACUCACAACAAAUUGUAUUGUAGGUAUAAAACAGUUUUAAUUUUAAAUAUUUGUUUUAACUUUUAAUUACCUUACAUAUCAUAAGAUAGGUGAAUUUAAGUAUAAUAUUACCUUUUUACAGUAUUUAAAACAUUUAGAUGAGUUAAUAUAUUUUUAGUUAAUUUAAAAGUGUAAUGCUUUCAUGGGAAUAGUUUAAAUUUCUUUCUUGAUUUUAUAUUUUGAUUCAGAUAUAUUAAAUAUAUAAGCAUAAUUAACCUAGUUAUUUUUGUAAAAAAUAUAUUUCUAAUUAAUUAUUAAUAAGUGAAAAUUUUGGUUAGUUAGAUUGUUUUAUACUACUAAACUACAACAAAAAUUAUAAAAGUAUAAUUCAAAAUACAUACUUAUUUAGAAGUUUAGAACCAAAAAAUUUAAAUUGAGCAGGGUUUAAAAUCAGUUAUUGAAAAUAUUUAUAAAUUGGUUUAUAACCAGUUGACGAAACCUUGGUUAUUUUAAUUUUAAACAUUGUCCAUAUCUUAAAAACAGUUUUAAAAAAAUCCUAACUUAGGAAUUAAAAAAUACAUUGUAAAAUCUUAAAUCUAAAUUAAAACUAUUUAAAUAUUUUUUUUACCAAUAUUUUAUGUUCUUGAUUAUUACACUUAAUAAACGUUAUUAGAUAGUUAAAACUGGUUUUUUAAGCUUCUGGUAUUAGUCUUGAUUGCAGUGUUGGAAAAUAAAAAAACUAGGGUUUACCUAAUUACCUAGAUUAUUAUUAACUGAUCAUAUUACUAUGUUCUGUAUAUUAAUGUUUAAAUUGCAAUAGGACCCUGAGUCUAUUUGUAUGAAAUUCAUAAAUAAAUAUGUUCAAAAACUGGUUUUUAAAUCCUGAAAUUGAGCAAUCAAAAAAUGUCAAAAGAUGUUUCAAGUGUAUAUACUAUAUAAAAAAGACAAAAAUAACAGAUUAAGUCACAUUUACUUUGUCAGUAUAAUAAGGUAUUAACAUUAAUUUUAAAAGUCUUAAAAUCAAUGUUAAUACCUAAAUUAAUAAUGUCUAACUGUUCUUUUGAGCAUCAUGUUUGUUAAAUAAGUAAUAAUAAAUGUAAUUGACUAAUUAUAUAUAAGGUGUUAAAUGUUUACAAAUUUAAUUAUUUUUAUAGUAUGUAUUAAAACAAUUUAGCUUUAUAGUUUGAAUAGAGAAGAUAUAAACUUAUCUUAGGCAAGUUUAUUCGCUGUAAAAUAUUAAAAUUGUUAUUUUUUUGAUAGAUUGUUAUUGUUAUAUGUAUAUAUAGGAAAUUGGUACUACAAUACAAUUUUUUAUGUCAAAAUGUAUUAUAGUUUAUUUUUAUUUUUAAAACCAUUUUGGUUUACUUUUCAUCAUAUUCAUUAAUUUCAUGAGACAUAGCUUAAUUAUUGAAAAACAAUUCUUAUUAUAAAUUUAUUUUGUUGAAAAUUAUACCAUAUAAUUGAUAACUUUUAACCAUAUCUCAUUAACUAAAAAAUUGUUUUUUGUUCAUUCACACUUAAUUUUAACAAUGACUAUAGAACUGCUAUGUCUCUUAAAUCAACAAAAUUAAAUUUUUAUUGAAAGCUAGCAUUAUUGAUGAAAAUAUAAAUGUUAUAUCUAUGAUGGAAUAUGAUUAAAGAAUAAAUUAUUAUUAAUAUUAUAAUUUUAAAAAUAUUUUUCUGAAUUGUAUGUAUUUGAUGUUAAAGACUGUUUAUUAAAUAUUUAAAUUUUUUAUGUGAGAUUUAGUACCUUUUUCUGAGAUAUGUAUAUAUGUUCAUUGUUCAUAUGGUAUUUAUGUUAGUACUUUGAUAAAUGAUGAUAUAUUUUGGUAGAAUAUGCAAUCUUAUUUUAUGUUUAAGUUUGAACUAUUCCCCUUAUGUUUUUAUAAUUGUAAAAUCAAAUUAUAUGUGCAAUUUUUCAUAUUAUUUAUACCUGAUAAUAGUUUAAUUAUAUGUUUAAAAAUUAUUUAAUUUUUAGUAGUAGCGUAUAACCAAAUUAAGUUACAAAUUAUUUAUUUUGUAGUAAAAACCAUAAUAUUGUUAGCAUUGGAAGAGUUUUGAAAGUUCUGUUAUAUUGAUUAAAAAAAAUAAAUAUUAUCAUUGUUUUAUA
This is a messenger RNA of Aphis gossypii (cotton aphid), 4773 nucleotides long. Its product is annotated as serine/threonine-protein phosphatase 4 regulatory subunit 4-like. Gene Ontology annotation, molecular function: protein phosphatase regulator activity. The record is from RefSeq and is a predicted model, not a curated record. Gene Ontology annotation, cellular component: cytosol; protein serine/threonine phosphatase complex. NCBI's taxonomy places the organism in Eukaryota, Metazoa, Arthropoda, Insecta, Hemiptera, Aphididae.